AUGGCACCCAUGAAGUUUUUGAUUCCUGGAGGAUAUGAAGUAAAUCUUGAAGGAACUUCUGGAAUAUGGACUUAUGAUGAGAGAUUAAAGAAUUAUAGGUUAUAUGGCAUGAGGGUUGAUAAAGAGAUAAGUAGAUUGGAUAGAGGAACCAUGGCUACAGGGAUAUUGGCUUGUUAUAGGCUGACUCAACCUGAAAGCACCGAAAUAAAGAUGUCUACAGCAAGAGAGUUAGAAGGGAAAUGUAAUGAAAUACCUAAAGGUGCACAGUACAAUAUAUACUUGAAUGGUCUGCUAUACACUGCUACCAAAGACUCUUCCAUAGGAUAUCAUGGGGAUGCCACCAUUACAAGGCAAUUGGAGGAACUAAUGAAGAGAUAUAAGACGCAAGGUCAGAUAUUGAGGUAUGGCAAAAGGUGA
Arctia plantaginis is the source of this 417-nucleotide messenger RNA. The record is from the annotation of a GenBank genome assembly. NCBI's taxonomy places the organism in Eukaryota, Metazoa, Arthropoda, Insecta, Lepidoptera, Erebidae.